AUGGGCAAAAAGCGUCUGCCAUGGGAAGCGCAAAAGGUGAAUCUCGACCACUACCACAUGGGCACAGAUAAACCUGAAGGCCACCAAAUCUUUGCCCACGCCAUCGCGAUUUGCAGGCACAAAAAGAACCCUGACGGAGCAUCCCCCCUGGGAGCAUCCCCCCCGGGAGGAGAGAUUAUUCAACAUUCCAUGGAUGACCAGUUUCUCUUCGAGGAUACCUCGAAAGGCCAAGAAACCCUGUACGCAAGGAGAGAUCCCAGCGUCCAAGUGUUUUCCUUAAAUACUGCCGAGAUUGGGUUCGUGAAUGCCACAUGCCUAUUGUUUUUUCCUCAUUACAAGGUUGCCAAAAGUUUCAAGUGGGACACUGCAGACCGCGGCCAGGUUGAAAAUAAAGUCGGCGAUAUUUUUACGAUUGGGCAGAGAUCAUGGAUCAUGAGCUGGACCCCAGAAGGCACGAGCAAGAGCACACCCCACCUGUGCACAUUUGGCCGAAACAUGAUCACACGCUACUCGGGCGUGGUUCCCAUGGAUAAGCUGGUCGAGCUCGAACCUCACGAGCUUGAACAGUGGAGAAACCAGAAAGCACUUCCUGCCUGGUCGUUCGAGCAAUCUACUUGGUCAACUGAUCAACAUCACACAAGCGCCUGCUGUAAGCACGGCAAGGGCGCCUGCUUAGCAGAUGGGGGUCCAGAUAUAGUAGAUCAGAUGCGCCGUGAGCAUGAGAGAGAGAGGUCUCUCGGCUAG
Molecule: messenger RNA, 744 nt
Organism: Morchella importuna
Lineage: Eukaryota; Fungi; Ascomycota; Pezizomycetes; Pezizales; Morchellaceae
Exons: 2
Coding region: 1-744 (247 amino acids)
Source: RefSeq, a predicted model, not a curated record